This is a messenger RNA of Corythoichthys intestinalis (scribbled pipefish), 1795 nucleotides long. It is a transcript of the gene pithd1, whose product is annotated as PITH (C-terminal proteasome-interacting domain of thioredoxin-like) domain containing 1. Lineage: Eukaryota; Metazoa; Chordata; Actinopteri; Syngnathiformes; Syngnathidae. The record is from RefSeq and is a predicted model, not a curated record. Bases 154 to 780 code for a protein of 208 amino acids. The transcript is spliced from 6 exons. Gene Ontology annotation, cellular component: nucleus.
UGUCCAUCUCGCGUUGUUUUGAAGUCAGCGUGUUUUGCACGCACUUAAGUGAAACUUGUUUAUGUCCGAGUACUACAUCAACCUCCGUUCAGUCAGUCACUCGACACUCCCCCAGGACGCUUUGUAUGUAGAUACAACGUUUCUGUCACCUCCAUGUCCGACCACCAUAAUCACGGUCGCGGCUGUGGCUGCGAAGGUGCCCACGAACCCGCCGAGAGAGGCGUCGAGUACGGACUGUAUCGGCGCAUUGACACGGAAAAGCUGCAGUGCUUGAACGAGAGCAGGGACGGAGAUGGUAAACUGGUUUUUAAACCUUGGGACCAGCGAAACACCCGCGACAAGUUUGUUGAAAGUGAUGCUGACGAAGAGCUGUUGUUCAAUAUCCCGUUUACUGGCAACGUCAAACUGAAAGGCGUCAUCAUAUCCGGAGAGGACGACGACUCGCAUCCGGCAGAGAUUCGAUUGUACAAGAACAUCCCUCAAAUGUCCUUUGACGACACUGGCCGGGAACCAGAACAAGCUUUCAGGCUCAACAGGGACCCCAGCGCUCAACUGGAGUACCCAACCAAGAUCGCGCGCUUUUCCAGCGUCCAGCACUUGUCCAUCCACGUCUCCAAGAACUUUGGCGCCGAGAGCACUCGGAUCUACUACAUCGGCCUCAGAGGAGAAUAUUCUGAGGCUCACAGACACGAAGUGACGAUCUGCAACUACGAGGCGUCGGCGAACCCUGCAGAUCAUAAAGUGGAGAGCAUUGUCCCUCAAACCAAUUUCAUUUCCUGAAGCUUCACGCGCAAGAAUGGCAUCGUUGACGUGGGUCAAGUGAGCACAAUGACGCGUUUGUAGCCGCAUGUUCUUGGCGAGCUAUCCGAGUGUGACGCGGACGCCGAGCGCUGAAAUCUGACGACCUUUCGGAUGAACGCGCUCGAGUGUUGGUAAUGGAGACGGAAGUUGCAAAGGUUUGUAAUUUGCUUGAAAUAAAAUGCUGUUUGCUGACAGUCAAGUUUGAUGUUGUUGAGUUACUCACAUGAGACUUACAAAAACGCUGGUUUGAUUGUUAUUCUGUUAUUCUUUAAAUGAGCAAUUACAUUUUUUAAAAAUUACAACUUGUAAAAUUUUGGCAGACAUCUUUAGUGACUUAUCUGACACCGCUUGCAUUUAAAAUUUCUAUCAUUAAAGAUUGUGACCGUACAUAAAUGUUUUGACGAAAAGGAAAUGUUUUCAGGAAAUUAUUUUAUAUUCUGUACAAAAACUAAACUAAAAUAUUAAGGCAACAAUACUUUAAAGCAACACUGGGUAACUUUUCAUUUUCGGUCAAUUUUAGCGACGCCGGUUGACAAAAACUGCAGUGUUUUUCCUUAAGGAAGACUGCCAUAAGGACCACCGCACACCCGCAAAGUGUCGUAAAAUCGUCAAUCAAUCAAAAAUCAGUCUCCCGGUUACCUGCAGAUGGAUUAAACAUGAAGAUUAAACGUGAAGCAAGGGCCUAGGUUUGCAUAGGGACGGUUUGGACAAAACACUUCCAACUUUUCAGGAUUCCCCACCAACUUUUUAGCAACCUUAUUUGCAUUAUAUAAUGAGUUUAGUUAUAUGUAUAGAUAUUUUAGAUUGUCUUCCAAUAUGUUGUACGGAUAGAUUGUACCUGACCAUUAUUAAGUGAAUUAAAGUACUUUCAUCAUGUUCAGACUUACAUUGACCCCUUUUCACUUGCUGAAUGUGGCAGUCCAUUUUUUUCCCUCAUAAGCACGUUUGAUUGGCUGAUGACUUCACCCCCCGACCACACUCUUACGCAUUAACA